AUGGACCCCACGUGCAGUGGCCAGGAUGUUUUACGGUGUCAAUCUUGUAAAACUCCUAGUCCCCCUUUGUACUGUGGCAUAUGUCAUUUGCAUCUAUGUAAAGUAUGUGUAGGGGAACAUAUCUUAGAUGAAACCACUGAACACAAAGUGGUACCGUUUAACAAGCGAGAACUUGCUACCAAAUGUCCAAAACAUUCCACAAAAAUAUGUGAACUUUACUGUGAAGAAUGUGACAUUUCUAUCUGUGCAACAUGUGCAUCCUCUGGAGAACAUAUAGGUCAUGCAUAUGUUGAGAUUUUGAAAUUUUUUGAAAGCCAGAAAGAGGUCAUUCAAAGAGAUUUAGACGAAUUAGAAAAUGUGAUUUUUCCGAAAUAUCAAAAGAUUGAAUCAAGUAUCCCCGUUCAGAAAGAUACUUUGAGCAAAAAUUCCCAGAAUUUCACAGCAGCUGUUAUUAAGCAUGGAGAAAAUUUGCACAAAAAAAUAGACUUUGUUAUCCAAACACUGAUAUCUUAUAUUAGUGAUUUUGACUCCAAACAUAUCGCUGUCUUCAAUGAACAAGAAAUUGAAAUGAAAUCGGCAAUUUCUGAAAUCACACAAAAGAUUGAUGAUAUGAAGCAAAUUCUGAACUCCAAUGAUUUUAAGAAUGUAUCAGCUUACAAAUCAAGAAAUGAUGAAUUCAAAAAAAGGCCACCUAAACUUCCUUCGUCCUUACCAAAUUUUACGCCUGGGGAUAUAGACAAAAAGCAAAUUUUUCAACAGUUUGGUUCUCUCUCCGGUUUGCCUAUCAAAGAAGAAGAUCAUGGCUACACAAUGGUUGUUUCGAAAAUUAAGCCACCUGUCCCUAUCAAACGUCUUAUUGAUAAACCCCGGAUCAUCUCACACAUGCGCACAGAUUAUGAAGCCUCCAAUGGAGUAAGAGGUGUGGCCUUACUGAACGAUCAAUACAUAUGGACGUGUGGCUAUAAAGACAAAAAUAUGAAACUCUACAACAUCUAUGGAGAACUUGUACGUACAAUUCAAACUACUUCAGGCUUCCCGCCAUAUGACAUAGAAGUGACUAGAAAUGGGUGUUUAGUUUAUGCCGAUUACAGAGAUAGAACCGUGAAUAUAGUAAACCAAGGACAGAACACACGGGUACAGCCAGCAGUGAUCAGACUAAGGGGAUGGAAACCCCGCAAUGUCUGUAGUACCUACUCAGGUGACCUCUUGGUUGUCAUGGACAGUGAUGAUCGUGAAGAUUCAAAAGUUGUUCGUUACUGUGACUGCAAGGAGACACAGAGUAUUCAAUUCGACGAUAAAGGAGAUCCUCUCUAUUCAUCUGGGGGUGAAAUUAAAUACAUCACUGAGAACAGGAACCAAGAUAUCUGCGUCUCAGACUAUACCGACUGCGAAAUAGUGGUUGUUAAUCGGAAAGGGAAGUUCCGAUUUACCUACAACGGUUCUUAUUUUAUUACCAAAAGACCAUUUGAGCCAUACGGUAUCGCUACAGACAGCCAUGGCCUUAUCCUAACAUCAGAAUAUAAAUAUGAUUGUAUCCACAUUUUAGAUCAGGACGGGCAGCUUCUACGUUUAUUUGAUAACUGUAACUUACACCGUCCAUGGGAUUUAUGUGUGGAUUCAAGUGACAAUCUCUAUGUGACCGAGGCAGAAAAAAACAAAAUAAAGAAAAUCCAAUAUUACAUUUAAACAAAGUGUCGUCAUAAUAUGCUGUGAUACUUAACUGACCACGCAACUGUCAAUGUGCCAUAUCACGUGUACUCAAACUAUGAAUGCAUGAGCCUGUAUGUGACUUGAUACCCAAUAUCGUGUAUUGUAACACAUGAAACAUCAAUCAUUCUUGUUCAUUUUAGAGGAAGCAACAAGUAGACCGAUUUAUAUUCGAAUCUUUGAGUUCUGACAAGGUUCUUGUGUCGAGGGCGUUUUUAUGAGUUAACAGUUCUAAUUCAAGCGACCAACAAGCUGAAAAAGAAGUCAGCAAUCAGCCGAUGGUUUAAACGUUUUAGUGAACUGUGAACUUGGUAUUUGAAUAUUUACCUUAACCUAAAAAAAACCGGCCAUUGGUGAUAUUGUGUUAAAUACGACAACACGUGCUUUAGCUUCCUUUGUGUUUGAAAUGAUGAUUCAUUUGUAUGGCAAUUAUUUCUGCAUUGAUUGACUUUCAUGAAAACAGUCACAUUUCUUUUUUUCACAACCCUGCAUUACUUGAAAUCUAUGCAUGCGAAAUCCGCUUCAAAAUUCAUGAUACAAUAUACUUAUUUUUUACAUUUUCAAUAUGUUUUGCUAAAUAAUCCUCGAAUUUUCAUUCUGUGAUUGUUACACUUACAAAAAAUGACGACAUCGCACUAACGUAAGGUAAAAUCAUAACAAUCUAAGGAUUAGUGAAAUCUUCUAAAACUAUAAAAUAAUUGUGUUAAAGAAUUAGCCUAGAACACAUACUAACUAGUUUUGAUGAACCGAUUCUAGAUUAUCCCAUUUGGUACAUUGUAUUUUGUUGAGUACAAUAAAUUCGUCUGAUUCGUUUAUAAAAUAGAGGCGUAGUUUCGAAACGCGUUUUCUGACUUACAAUUGCAUGUCCCUUUUUUUUCAUUGAAAUGGCGUUGCUUGAUUUGAUACAUGUAAGCAAUACUAUGUUUGACAAACGACUUCAUCUUAACCACUAAGACGAUUCUUAAAUAAAUUUUAGAAAUAGAGCUCUAGGGUUAGGCAAGAAAGUUUUUAAAUUACUUGGCAUAGAAUUGGUCUCAAAUCUGCAAAAUAUUAUUAAAGUGAUUUUUGAGCGGAAGUUUAAAAAUAUAUAUAAAAAAGUAAUGAGAGAUUGGGAAAGUGAAAACCUUACACCAUUGGGUCGUUUAACGAUUUUAAAAACUCUUUUAUUAGCCAACCUUAAACCACAGUUUUGCCUCGCUUGCUAUUCCCUCUGGUUCACAGCUGAACGAUUGAUAUUGUGCAUUUUACUCAUUUGUAUUUAGUAGUAACCCCAUUCGAUUGAAAAAAGAAUGAUUGUGUGUUCUACGGAAUUUAAAGAUGACAGUUUUGAAAAGAUACAUUGUAAUUAGCAUCAACGAAUUAAUUAUGUCAUUCAACUGGUUUGAAAGAAGACCAUCAUAUUAGAAAGUACAUUGUAGCAAUGUGCAUUUAGGUUUAGACAUAGAUAUAAAAAAAAAUGCUUUAUAUGGGAAAGAAUCUUUUUAGGUAAACAAAAAUAUAUUCUGUAAGGAUAUUUUAGAUGCAUGGUUGUAUUUUCUUUUUUAUUAGAUAUUUUUAUACAUAGCAUUAAUGUGAAUGUUCUUGAAUACAAUGACUUGAUAGCAACAAUAAGAUAAUUUCUGGAAAAAAAAAUAUAGUACUUUUGUCAAAAGUGUGUAUGCCAUUCAUUACUUCAAAACAAGUUCAGUACUAAAUGCUAAAAAAAUCUAGAGAUCUAUACAAAAUUCUUUAAUAAAAAUACAAAUGAACCAUUGUGCAAACUUCUUCGAGCCGUUUUCUCUAUUAUAAUUUAAAACUAAAUCUCGUAAAUAGGCAUUGUCACACAGGCACAUGUGUUCAAACCGUUCGUCAAACCGAUAACACAGGUAGUCGACGUGUCUUAUUCUAAUCGUUAUCUUAGGUUUUAUGGCAUUUAUUUCAUAUUUUAUUUGCAUUGUCUGUAAAUAAUGUAUUGACAUGUUUAUUUGAUGUCAGUAUUCUUCUGCCUUGGAAAAAUUUAAAUUGCUCAGAGAUAUGUGGCUUGUAUAGGGGUUGAAGGGAUAGCGGUGAUGAAAUAAAUAUCGACAGAGCGGUGUUCAGCUUUAAGUGAUUUCGACCAUUUCAACCUCUCUUUCAAAAUCACCAAAAAUACAAAACUUAAAAUGUUUCAGUUUCGAAUUAACCUUAGAAUAUUAGCAACAAACAUUUUUACAUACAUGUAAAUUAAAAAAGGUAGACUCAUAUGACUAGAAUGUUUCCGUUGUGAUAAAGAUAUCAAACUAUUGAGUAUAUUUUGGAGGAAUGUGAACUAAUACAAAAGGACUCUAUAUGAUAAGGGUCUAAAAUUGCACCCUAAAAUGAACAUCAUCAUUUAACUAUCAUUCUUUGUUUUCUUAGUACAGAUAUGUAUGUGAUGUGUUUACAUAAUAUUCAUUUUGGUUCAAGUGCCCACAAUUUAGAAAUAUGACAUUGUAAAACAACAUUUUCUCGCCGUUUAAGAAAAAUGUCAAUGUUUAGCUGAUUUUGAUUAGAUUAUAGAAAUGGCGUAACUUCUUACGUCAUAUACUGCCAGUAAGUGCAAAUAAAUCAAAUAAAUAGAUGAAAAAUAUAUUUUAUAACAACUCUUCUAAAAAAUUAGUUAACAUUUUAUUGUACCCGAAACACUUAAAAAAUGGCGAAUUAUAAGGGCCAAAUUUAACUCUUAUCAUAUAUAGUUCUUCAUUGAAUGAAUUUGCUACUUAUUGUUUUAGAAAUAUACCUUUUUUACGUUUUUGUGCUUUUAGUAGAGACAGAUAUCAUAGUUGGAUUUCACGAAAAUUUAGAUCAAGUCAAAUAUAUUGCAACUUAGUUUGAGAUGCUGUAGAAAGAUACCGUCUCUGAAUGGGAUGGUACCCUCAAUCAAGAAUAUGUAUGACACAAGUUAAUAUAUUACUUGUAAAAAAAAAUCUACAAGUACUAUAUGAUCAGGUCUGGGAAAAGUGGAAAGAUUUAAUCAAUAUUUAAAUUAAUUCUCUCUCUCUCUCAUUCUCUCUCUCUCUCUCUCUCUCUCUCUUUCUCU
Magallana angulata is the source of this 4744-nucleotide messenger RNA. RefSeq lists its product as uncharacterized. Lineage: Eukaryota; Metazoa; Mollusca; Bivalvia; Ostreida; Ostreidae. Gene Ontology annotation, molecular function: zinc ion binding. The transcript has a single exon. The record is from RefSeq and is a predicted model, not a curated record. Bases 1 to 1686 code for a protein of 561 amino acids.